GUGUUUUGAUCCUCGACGUACCCGUUUGGCAUCAUGAAGACGAUUGCGUUCGUUCUUCUUCUGGGCGUGGCCACAACCCUGGCCGGAGAUAUUAACGUGUCGAAGAAAAUCAAACGUGGUAUCCUAACCGGCCAGCACACCCUGGCGUCUGGAAGCCUAGAAGUUGGCAACGGACACGCCGACGUCCCAGUCGUGUCUUCUGGUGCAGCCAUCGGCGGUGGUUUCGGAGGAAUCAGCCUUCCGUCACCUCCCAUAGAAACGUCCGGACCUGGAGGCAUCAUCUCCGGGCCUGGAAGUCUCGCCUCCGGAAGUGUAGGCAUUUUAGGAGGCUUAGGUGGAGGUUCAGGUCUUAUUGGCGGAGCCGGUCUGGGUGGUGACGGUUUAGGUAACGCUCUAGGAGUCGGAGGAGGCGGCGGUUUGGGUGGUAUUGGACCUGGAGCAGUCGGAGGUCCAGAUAUCCACGCCAAUGAGCCCCAUUAUCAUCUCGGCCACGCCGUCCAGCGACACGUUACUGUUCUACAUAGGAUCGGAAUCCCUGUACCACGUCCGUACCAAGUACCCGUGGAGAGAAGGGUUACGAUAAGGGUUCCUCAGCCUGUGGAUGUCCCGGUUGAUCGUCCAUACCCGGUCCACGUACCCAGACCGUACGAAGUGAAAGUAUUCAAAGACGUUCCGGUGCGAGUCGACAAACCGGUUCCGGUACCAGUUAAGGUACCAGUAGAAAUAAAAGUACCAGCCCCUUACAAAGUGGAGGAACCGGUGCCAGUGCCGGUGCAUAUAGUCAAGAAGGUGCCCGUUCCGGUACCACAUCCGAUCAUCAUAAAAGAAAAAGUACCCGUGGCGAUCCACACGCACAUAGAACCGGUACACUUACACCACCAACAAGUUGAGCACGUACAUCAUCACGGCCAUCACGGCCACCACAUCGACUUGCCCCACCCCUGUCAUCAAUGCACCAACGAACGUGAAACGCAAGGCAGGAAUAUCUCUCAAUGCAUAAUAGCAAAUAACAAUCGAUUCUGGCGCCCUCCGAGUGCCAAUAGCAAAACCGACCAGGAAACCAUAGAAAAACCUGCGUUUAGCCGGUUCGUUGUCGACGAAUCAUGGAAUAUCAAACACAGAUGUCACCGAAUACCGUUGCUUCUUCACGGCCUUUUAAACGAUUGCGAGAUGAAAUUUUUGGUUUGUUGUUUGCUGCUGGCUUCGACGGCAAUGGGUGCCGAGGACGCCUCGAAGAAGAAGCGAGGCCUCUUCGAGCUGGGUGACUUUGGGGGCCACGGAGGCAGUUUAUCAUUCGGCGGAGGCGGCGGACACGGCGGUGCAGGUCUUUCCGUAGGAGGUGGAGACCACGGAGGCUUUGGAGGCGGCCUCGGUGGAGGACUUGGCGGCGGUUUCGGAGGCGACGACGGUAAAAUCACCCACAUAACCUUACACAAACAAGUUCAUGUACCGCAUCCGGUACCGGUACCUGUCAAAGUGGAAAAAACGGUACCGUAUCCAGUCAAAGUACCCGUGGCCGUCAAAGUAGACAAACCUUAUCCCGUACCAGUAGCCAAGCCGUACCCGGUACCCGUAGAAAAGCCGUACCCUGUCAAAGUAUACAAAGACGUCCCGGUGCCCGUAAAGGUACCGUACAAGGUACCCGUUUCGGUAAAAGUACCUGUUCACAUACCCAAACCGUACCCAGUACCCGUACACAAGCCGGUGCCGGUUCACGUACCCGAAAUUAACGUGGUCAAGAAGCCGGUACCAGUUAUCGUCCACGGAGGACACGGGGAAGGUUUUGGAAGCGGUUUGGGUGGAGGUCAUGAUUUCGGAGGUGGAUUCGGAGGCGAUUUCGGAGGAAGUCACGACUUGGGUGGUGGAUUCGGGAGCGGUAUCGAGUUGGGAGGUCACGAAAGCAUUUCCGGAGGGUUCGGGGGCGGGUACGGCCAUUAAGCAGUGGCGACGGGUCCAAUAGAAUAGCCUUGACCCAGGACGCAGGGAGUUUUCUAUUCGGAUCCGAGUGUUGCCAAAAAUUUCAGCAUUUUCGUGAGCUUAUAAUUUUAACCUGUGAUAGAUGUAAAUUUUUCGCAUUUUUUGUCAA
Messenger RNA from Cylas formicarius (sweet potato weevil), 2086 nucleotides. RefSeq lists its product as uncharacterized. The record is from RefSeq and is a predicted model, not a curated record. Bases 34 to 1938 code for a protein of 634 amino acids. The transcript has 5 exons. Lineage: Eukaryota; Metazoa; Arthropoda; Insecta; Coleoptera; Brentidae.